CUUAAUACUCCGCGAUUUUAGUGUGGUUAAUGUUUGAGUGAACAAUACGAUAAAAAAAUAAAGAUAAUAUUUUUUGUGUUACGAAAGUACUUUAAAAUCAACUGUUGCCUAUGUAUAGUGUACGGUGAUUACGAUAUAAGCGAAAUUUGUCGUAAUUCGUACGGCUUUAAAUUAUACAAGCCGUAGAGGUAUAACGUAAUUUUUCAUUUGUAGACUUAAAUUUUGAAUAUAUUAUAAUCAGGAACGAGUACAACGUGAUGGACGGUGAAAUUAAAAUUGACUGCGAGUAUGAAUCAAUCAAAUAUGGUCCAAUGGCAACGCUGGCACAAUCGUUAGUAACUAUAGCACAGAGUUUUCUGUCAAUCGGAUUGGGUAUUCAAUUAGCAAUACCAGCAAUUGUUAUUCGUCAUUUGUAUGGAAUUAAUAAAAGUGAUUUCUCAAUAUCACUAACCGAGGCGUCUUGGUAUGGUAGUUUGUUAUUUAUAAUCCACCCAUUUGGAUGUUUUCUAUCGGGAGUCCUCCAAGACAGAUUCGGAAAGAAGCGUUGCAUGAUAUUUGCAAACGUUCCAAGURUCGCCGGAUGGAUUUUGCUAUACUUUGCUCACUCGUCUAUUUUUCUYUGCACGUCGGCGCUUCUGAUGGGAUUCAGCAUAGGCGUCGGCGCUGGUGCAGUACACGCCUACGUGGGGGAAAUAACAGAACCAAGACUCAGAGGAACCAUGGCUUCGAUAUUGAAUACUACGGCAUUGUUUGGAUCGUUGUUAGGAUUCAUAUUGGGUUCAUUGUUUGAAUGGCGUACUGUUGCACUUCUGAGUGCACUCUGUCCUGUAAUUUGUAUAUUGUUAAUCAUUUUAAUCCCAGAGUCUCCCAUUUGGCUAAUCGGCAAAGGUAAAAAUGAUAAAGCCAAAGAGGCCAUGUGUUGGCUGAGAGGAUGGGUGGACGAUGAAACAGUUAAACCCGAAUUAGAUACACUGUUCCAUUAUAUUGAAGUAUCUGGAACUUUUGGAACUGAAGGUAGCAAUUUCAAUGCAAAAGAUGAUGAUGGUUUGCUGUCGAAAUUAGCCCUAUUGAAGGAACCUUCGGUUUACGAACCGUUGAAAUUAAUAAUGUUUUAUUUUUUCACGUCUUAUAUAAUUAAUCUAACUCCAGGCAAACCGUUCAUUGGUAAAAUAAUGACAGAAAUCGGUUUGUUGGAUUACCAAAGUAUAUAUUUGAUWUAUUUUUCUGUUGUGCAAACGAUUGGGAGUGUGAUCUUGAUCUUAACUAUACGCCGUUUCCGAAAAAGAUUUUUGACAUUAGUAACGGUAUCAAUAAACUCUGCUUUGUUGCUGUUAUUAAGUGUAUACAUUGUCGCCAUGAAAAGCAAUUAUAUUGAAUCGAUGCAAUGGAUUCCUUUGACAAUAAUCGGUGGUAUUUACCUAUCUGGGGGUUGUGGUGUAGCAUGCAUACCCUGGAUGUUAAUUGGUGAAGUGUUCCCGAACAAGUAA
Diuraphis noxia (Russian wheat aphid) is the source of this 1487-nucleotide messenger RNA. RefSeq names its product facilitated trehalose transporter Tret1-like. The record is from RefSeq and is a predicted model, not a curated record. Gene Ontology annotation, biological process: transmembrane transport. NCBI's taxonomy places the organism in Eukaryota, Metazoa, Arthropoda, Insecta, Hemiptera, Aphididae. Gene Ontology annotation, cellular component: membrane. Gene Ontology annotation, molecular function: transmembrane transporter activity.